GAGUCUAGAGAAGGGGAGGCUAAUUAAAGGCUGGGUGUGUUCUGUUCAGAUCCCUUUUGACUGAGACCAUGCUGCCAACCCAAUCCUGGUACUGUUUUGGAGCGGUGUAAUAUAGGCCACUUACCUGUGAGCUAAAGUCAGAUUGAUUUCGGGAUGGAGAAUGUUAAAGUCUUUCACCUUUAAGAAGCCGAUGCAUUAAUAAUAAAAAUCAUCAACAUUACACUAUUUCAAUAUUUGGGCUUUUACGCUGCAGCUUAAACCGGAAGUUCUUUCUUAUUCUCUCUGACUUGACUGUUAUUUUCCUCCAGCUCUGUGUCUGCUGGAUGCUGAGCAGGCGGGCGGGGCUGUUUUUCGUUGCAGUGUCCUGCUGGGGAGUGAUGUAGCGAGACGGAGCCUAACAGGACACAAGGAAGGAAGUACAGCAAAACGCCCAGUACGGUUGUUUUUAUAAUAAAAAAAUCGUCUAUUUUAGCAGCAAAAUGGAUUUACUAAGUAAAAUCUAACGUGAACAGUAUUGGAGCCCAUCCUGCAUCCUGCAGCCUGCAGCCUGACACACGGACAUCUUGUUUCUCUCAGGAGUGUACAGUAGAGAGACAUAUUUGUCUUCGUUUUUGGACAUUGUAGUGGAGCUCCGCACGGCUCAGCAUGGCGUGGCCCUGUAUCAGCAGGGCGUGCUGCAUGGCCCGCUUCUGGAACCAGCUGGACAAGGCUGACAUUGCGGUGCCUUUGGUCUUCACCAAGUACACGGACGUGUCUGAGAUGCAGCACGUCCAGCUGCAGCCGACUCUCCAUCCUCCGCAGGCCCGGGUCGCCAUAGAAACGCAGCCAUCUCGCGCGGCUGCUGGUGCACCUGCACGGCCGCCGCGCAGGUGCGUCUCCGAGGAGCGCGUGUCCAGCUCGGUGAUGCGCGAGGACUUUAAGCACUGGAAGGUGCGACCCGAACCGAGCUGUAAACCCAAGAACGAGUACCACGGACCGGAGACACCGUUCAACAGCGAGACCCAGUACCAGAAGGACUUCAAACCCUGGCCCAUCCCGAAGAGGUACGACCAUCCCUGGAUACCCAAACAGCAUGGAGACGGCGACAGGUCCAGCAGGCACACCAAACAGCAGGCUGAGGCGGACUGCGGUGUGGAGAAGAGCGCUAUAGCCGACAAGGUGCAGGAGAAAGACCUCCUGCACGGACAGGAGAGGAAAAAGAAGUCCAGUAAACAGGAGGGGCAGAAGAAAGUAGUCCAGAAGGUGGAGGGAGGAGGAGAGGGCAAAGGGAGGGCUGUGGAUGCUGUGAACAGGCAGAUCAAGGAGGAGAUCACAGCAGACAGCUCGUACAAAACUGAGUACAAGGCUUACAGAGAUGUGAAGCCGGCUAAAAUGAUCCGGGCCAGGUCCCAGUACCUGCCACCAGACGAGAAGACCAGCCUGGAGACCAGCUACAGUGCUACCUUCAAGGGUCAAGCCCCGCUGCGGAAUACUGACAACAAAGCCCUGGAGAGGAGGAGGAUACGCAGUCUGUACAGCGAGCCUUACAUAGACCCCAUCAAACAGGUUGACAGGUAUAGUGCCCUUCGCUCUAAACCCAAAAGGCCUGGAGCCGCAGCGGCAGGCCAGAGCAAGCCAGUGAAGAAAGCCAAAGAUAAGCAGAGCGCCGCGCUGAGGGGCUCCAAGAAGACGACCUCGGAGAACCAGCCCGAGAACCGGCCGACGGUGGGGGACAAGGAGAAAAGUAAAGAGAUGAACAACAAACUGGCUGAGGCAAAAGAGGUUGUGCUAAAACAGUACCACUACAUACAACUUUGCCAGCCAAUCCGAGAUAUUGGCUGGGUGCAGACUCUAAAGCAACACCUGUGGGGCUGUGCGCUGCCCGAUCCAAGAGAUGCUAAGGAUGAGGUUCUCCGACCCGAUCAUCAUCAUUCCCAGGGUGCUGCUGGAGGAGAACCACCACCACCGCUGGAGAGACCCGAACCUCGGAGGAGCAGCGGAGUCGUACGCUUUGCCCUAGAUGUGAACCAGACUGAGUAGUUGUGCCUGUCAGGAUGGAGGCAGAUAUACCGUAUAUACAGACUGAUGCUCUGUGCUGUAAAUAUCUAGUAUUUGAAACUAAGGUGGAUUAGGAAAGGAGGUGAAUCCCACAAAAUAAAAAAUAAAAAAACGCUAUUCAAGAGGCAGCCCACACAUUUGAGACACGCAUGUUUGAAACAGCUUUUGGCUCCAUAAGGUCACAGCUGUUCGACCCAUGGCAUUAUUGCAAAGGUGCUAUACAUUAUUUUCUGGUUUCAUGCAGUUUGUUUUAAAAUAGUAUGUCAAUAUCAUUACACAUACCAUACCAUAAAGUGCUUAUACAACAAUUACAAAAUAAACUGUACUGUACAUUGAUUGGUUUUAGUGUAAAUAAAUAAUCAUAACUUGCAGAUUA
Sebastes umbrosus (honeycomb rockfish) is the source of this 2413-nucleotide messenger RNA. RefSeq names its product microtubule-associated protein 6a (gene map6a). Gene Ontology annotation, biological process: cytoskeleton-dependent intracellular transport; regulation of microtubule cytoskeleton organization; microtubule cytoskeleton organization. Bases 646 to 2019 code for a protein of 457 amino acids. The record is from RefSeq and is a predicted model, not a curated record. Gene Ontology annotation, cellular component: Golgi-associated vesicle; cis-Golgi network; microtubule. Gene Ontology annotation, molecular function: microtubule binding; calmodulin binding. The transcript has 5 exons. NCBI's taxonomy places the organism in Eukaryota, Metazoa, Chordata, Actinopteri, Perciformes, Sebastidae.